Salarias fasciatus (jewelled blenny) is the source of this 3599-nucleotide messenger RNA. It is a transcript of the gene cul3b, whose product is annotated as cullin 3b. Gene Ontology annotation, cellular component: cullin-RING ubiquitin ligase complex. The coding region runs from base 190 to 2493 and encodes 767 amino acids. The transcript is spliced from 16 exons. NCBI's taxonomy places the organism in Eukaryota, Metazoa, Chordata, Actinopteri, Blenniiformes, Blenniidae. Gene Ontology annotation, molecular function: ubiquitin protein ligase binding. Gene Ontology annotation, biological process: ubiquitin-dependent protein catabolic process. The record is from RefSeq and is a predicted model, not a curated record.
ACUGCAGGUGGUCCGCCAUCGCUGUAUGAACGGCUAUCGGGCUUGGCGUUUGGCUGUCAACAAUAAACUUGUGGAGCCGGGACGCGGAGCUACGAGGUCGACUGAAAGCUCGUCGGCUGCUCCAUAAACCAGUAGUCCCUCCCCGGAGAACACUUUCAUGUGAAUUCAGAGCCCACGGAAGACGCAACCAUGUCCAAUCUCAGCAAAGGCGGCACCAAGAAGGACACCAAAAUGAGGAUACGGGCCUUUCCUAUGACAAUGGAUGAAAAGUAUGUCAACAACAUCUGGGACCUGCUGAAGAAUGCCAUCCAGGAGAUUCAGAGGAAGAAUAACAGCGGUCUGAGUUUUGAGGAACUUUACAGGAAUGCCUACACGAUGGUGCUCCACAAGCACGGAGAGAAGCUGUACACGGGCCUGCGGGAGGUCGUCACUGAACACCUCAUCAACAAAGUACGAGAAGAUGUCCUCAACUCCCUAAACAACAAUUUCCUACAAACCCUAAAUCAGGCCUGGAACGACCACCAGACGGCGAUGGUGAUGAUCAGAGACAUUCUGAUGUACAUGGACCGCGUGUACGUACAGCAGAAUAACGUAGAGAACGUCUACAACCUGGGGCUCAUCAUCUUUCGGGACCAGGUGGUCCGUUACGGCUGCAUCAGAGACCACCUCCGACAGACCCUGCUCGACAUGAUCGCGCGAGAACGGAAGGGGGAGGUGGUGGACAGGGGGGCCAUUAGAAAUGCCUGCCAAAUGUUAAUGAUCCUCGGCCUCGAAGGGAGAUCUGUUUAUGAAGAAGACUUUGAAGCACCAUUCUUAGAAAUGUCUGCAGAAUUUUUCCAGAUGGAAAGCCAAAAGUUCCUAGCAGAAAACAGUGCCAGUGUGUACAUAAAGAAGGUGGAAGCUCGGAUCAAUGAGGAGAUCGAGCGGGUAAUGCACUGCUUGGAUAAAUCCACAGAAGAGCCGAUUGUCAAGGUGGUGGAGCGAGAGCUCAUCUCCAAACACAUGAAGACCAUAGUGGAGAUGGAGAACUCGGGCCUGGUCCACAUGCUCAAGAACGGCAAAACAGACGAUUUGGCGUGCAUGUACAAGCUGUUCAGCCGGGUUCCCAAUGGACUGAAGACCAUGUGCGAAUGUAUGAGCUCGUACCUGCGGGAGCAAGGCAAGGCUCUCGUGUCAGAGGAGGGAGAAGGAAAGAACCCCGUCGACUACAUCCAGGGUUUGCUGGACCUGAAGUCCCGUUUCGACCGAUUCCUCCAGGAGUCCUUCAACAACGACCGGCUCUUCAAGCAAACCAUUGCAGGCGACUUUGAAUAUUUCCUGAACCUCAACUCCCGCUCACCUGAGUACCUCUCGCUGUUCAUUGAUGACAAACUGAAGAAGGGGGUAAAAGGGCUGACGGAGCAGGAGGUGGAGUCCAUACUGGACAAAGCCAUGGUGCUCUUCCGCUUCAUGCAGGAGAAGGACGUGUUCGAGAGGUAUUACAAGCAGCACCUGGCUCGCAGGCUGCUCACCAACAAGAGCGUCUCUGACGACUCCGAAAAGAACAUGAUCUCAAAGCUCAAGACCGAAUGCGGCUGUCAGUUCACGUCUAAACUGGAAGGCAUGUUCCGGGAUAUGAGCAUCUCCAACACCACCAUGGACGAGUUCCGACAACAUCUACAGACAACCGGGGUGUCGCUGGGAGGAGUUGAUCUCACUGUGAGAGUCCUGACCACGGGAUACUGGCCAACACAAUCAGCAACACCCAAGUGCAAUAUCCCCCCAUCACCACGACAUGCAUUUGAAGUCUUUAGGAGGUUUUACCUCGGAAAGCACAGCGGGAGACAACUCACCCUGCAGCACCAUAUGGGGUCUGCAGAUCUAAAUGCCACCUUCUACGGGCCAAUCAAAAAGGAGGACGGGUCAGAGGUCGGAGUGGGAGGGGCUCAAGUGACGGGCUCCAACACCAGGAAGCACAUCCUGCAGGUCUCCACCUUCCAGAUGACCAUCCUCAUGCUCUUUAACAACAGAGAGAAGUCCACCUUUGAGGAGAUCCAGCAGGAGACGGACAUCCCGGAGAGGGAGCUGGUGCGAGCGCUGCAGUCUCUGGCCUGCGGGAAGCCCACGCAGAGAGUCCUCACCAAGGAGCCCAAGUCCAAGGAGAUCGAAAACGGCCAUGUGUUUACAGUCAAUGACCAGUUUACCUCCAAGCUGCAUCGUGUCAAAAUCCAGACAGUGGCUGCUAAACAAGGGGAGUCGGAUCCAGAGAGGAAGGAGACACGGCAGAAAGUGGACGACGACAGGAAGCACGAGAUCGAAGCUGCUAUUGUUCGCAUCAUGAAAUCUAGAAAGAAGAUGCAGCACAACGUCCUAGUAGCAGAGGUCACUCAGCAGUUACGAGCACGAUUCCUUCCUAGUCCCGUUGUCAUCAAGAAACGCAUUGAAGGACUCAUUGAGAGGGAAUAUUUGGCGAGAACACCAGAGGACCGCAAAGUGUACACUUACGUAGCGUAAAACAAGUGAAUUCAGUGAAAGCUAGCUGAGAGAAACCCGGAGGGCCUUGUUUUUUCUGUGUGCGGACUUGCAAUUGUAUUUGAAUGAACUUGGAAGUGCUUCAUCAUUGAUACUGGGAAACACUGGGAAGCUUCACUUUUCUUCCAUAAAAAUGUGUUUUAAAAAAUGAAAACCAUGCAACAGAUGGCGGAGUUUUCUAGCAUUAUUAGAUUUCUUCUGCCGAAAGAAGCGAGAAAAUGGGAUCUAGUUUUGUAUAAAAUUCAUGUUUUCCGUGGCCUUUGGAGAAAACUGGGCGAAUCCGUUUGCCGAUUCCCUUCAAGCUAUCGAGAACGAGCGUAAGCGUGUCUCCAGGUGGGCGUGGCUACACAGAGACCAAGAAAACAUUUAAGCUCACCCCCCCGCCACACCCCCCCCCCCCCCCCCCCCCACUCCCAGUUUUAAAUGUUGAUGUCAAUGUAUCAUGUUUGUAUUUGUGGCACAAUAAUGGCUGUACAGGUUGACAGACCGUCUGGGCUUUUUUCCUGACAGGAUGCUUAAAUUUAAAGGUUUCCGCCGGAGCGGACGUGUGAGCUGGUACAGACCUGGUGCACAGCGGCGGCCAAAUCAGUCUCCAGCACCUGAGAACACGAGUGCUUCAUUUAUGUUGCAGUUGUGUCUUUUCUCUUGGGUUGUUUUAUGUCCGAUAUAGAAUAAAUGCACCUCACACAGCUGAAAUAUUUAAUGAUAUUUUGUUUGGGGGGGGGGGGGGGGGGACUGACGAGGUCUGUACCAGCGGUUAAAGAGUUUAAAGGUGAGACACACGUGAAACUGCAAUGUAGGCUGUCUGGUCUGUCACAACACAUUUUUCACUUAGGGCCUGCUGUAUGAUUGGCCAAAACUUGAUCUCCUCUCUUUGAACAGAAGGAUCCUUGUGGUGCAGGUUUCAAAGAGGAAUUUUCUUUUAAGUUUUGUUUUUUAUUUUAUUUUUUCCAUUCUCGACUGCAUUUUGAACAGGUAAAACCAGUCCGGCGCCGUGUUCUAAUGUGUACAAAUUGUAAAAUAAUUAUUGUACUCACUGCGAAGGUGGAUUGUACAGGGCCUUGUUUUCAUCAUAUUAAAUGUAGAAU